AUGGCUUCUUCCUCCUCUUCUGGGUUUGCCUAUGAUGUUUUUCUUAGUUAUAGGGGUGAAGACACUCGCAAAACUUUUACAAGUCAUCUCUAUGCAGCUUUACAAAGGAAAAAUAUUACAACUUUUAUGGCUGACGACACAAUUACCAGAGGAACUGAGAUUUCAUCAAAUCUAUUGAAAGCUAUUGAGCAAUCAGCGAUAUCGGUUAUUGUUUUCUCCGAAAAUUAUGCCUCUUCCAGAUGGUGCCUUCAAGAACUUGAAGUGAUAAUUAUAAACAAGAAAAAGCGUGGACAGAUUGUAAUACCGGUUUUCUAUGGUGUAGAACCGAGCGAAGUGAGGUGGCAAGCUGGUUGUGUUGGGAAAGCAUUUGCAGAGCUUGAAAAUCAUUUCAAGGAGAAGUUAGAGAGAUGGAAGACAGCUUUGUCAGAAAUAGCAAACAUAUCUGGCUGGAAUUCAUGUGUCGUUCGGCAUGAAGCAGUACUUGUACAACAGAUUGUCAAUGACAUUUAUGAAAAACUCAAUUAUCUAUCUCUUGUUAAAGAAAAGGAACUGGUUGGUGCGACAAAACAUAUAGAAAAAAUUGAAUCUCUCUUAUCCAUUGGAUCGAAAGACGUUUUCACGCUGGGAAUUUGGGGCAUCAUUGGUGUAGGGAAGUCGACCAUUGCUAGUUUCAUUUACCACAGAAUCUAUGAGGGGUUUGAGAGGUAUUGCUUCAUUGAUAAUGUUGGGGAACGAGCAGAGAGUAGUGAUGGACUAAUUUCACUGCGCGAAGAAAUUCUGUCAACAAUAACACUUGUAGACAGAAACUCUCCGACUAAUGAACUCUUCUCCACGAAGGAAAACAAGAAGGUUCUCAUGGUUUUUGAUAAUGUGACACAAGGUGGACAGGUAGAAUUUUUAAUCGGAGCUCUUGGUUGUUUUGGUCCAGGAAGUCGAAUCGUUAUAAUAACCAGAUAUGAACAAGUGCUGAACGAAUGUAGUGUGGAAAAAGCAUAUAAGGUUGAGGGUUUAUUGCAUGCUGAAGCUCUUGUGCUUUUUAAUUCGUAUGCCUUUGGAGAUCAUAAUCCCGGGGAACGUUAUUUGGAGUUGUCAAAAAAUAUAAUGGUAUAUGCUAAGGGUGCUCCCUUUUUUCUUAAAAUUUUGGGUUCCUUUCUAUCUGGAAAGAGGCCACAAGAUUGGGAAAGUACAUUGAAUAUACUAGGGAGAACUCCUAAUACAGAUUUUAAGGAAGUAUUAAAAAUCUGUUACAAUGAUUAG
Pistacia vera is the source of this 1257-nucleotide messenger RNA. Its product is annotated as TMV resistance protein N-like. Gene Ontology annotation, biological process: defense response; signal transduction. The transcript has 2 exons. The record is from RefSeq and is a predicted model, not a curated record. NCBI's taxonomy places the organism in Eukaryota, Viridiplantae, Streptophyta, Magnoliopsida, Sapindales, Anacardiaceae. Gene Ontology annotation, molecular function: ADP binding. The coding region runs from base 1 to 1257 and encodes 418 amino acids.